CCCAGCACUGCGUGGGAAAGGAGCAGAGUGGGAAGCACAAGGGCACUGCUGUUGCACCCUGGAUGCAUGCAUCUGUGCACAUGGCAGCGAGCAGCAGCAGAACUGACCUCAUGCAAACAGCAGGCAUUGCUGUGAGCGCAUUGGGGUGCAACAAACCCUGCUGUAAUGCACAUGUGUGCCCGAGGCAGCACCCCAGGUGUGCGCUGCACGUCACGGGGCGGUGGGGCUCGCAGUGCACCAGAGGGGAUUUGUGCUAUUUUUACUGACCACUUGGAAGCCAGCUGAGGGUUAACACUCCCCCUCCGCCGCCGGGCCCCGCAGUGCUCAGCUCUGCAGACACCAGGCACCAGCUCCCAGGAGAUCAGCCCAGUGCCACAAUGCCGGAGCCCAGGGAGAGAAAAUCCAAGAUCACAGCCUCACGCAAGCUCCUGUUGAAGAGCUUGAUGCUGGCAAAAGCCAAGGAGGAGUGGGAUCAGGAGAUCGUGGACAAACAGUCGGAGAAGGAGAGAUACCUGUCCGAGCGCAUCACCCCGCUGCACACCAGCGGGCUCUCCUUGAGCCAGCUUCAGGACCUGUGCCGGGAGCUGCACGAGAAGGUUGAGAUUGUGGAUGAAGAGAGAUACGACAUCGAAGCAAAGUGCAACCAUAACACUAGGGAGAUUAAAGACCUGAAGCUCAAAGUGCUCGACCUGAGAGGGAAGUUCAAGCGGCCCCCGUUGCGGAGGGUCCGCGUCUCUGCUGAUGCCAUGCUGAGAGCUCUGCUGGGCUCCAAGCACAAGGUGUCCAUGGACCUGAGAGCCAACCUGAAGUCUGUCAAGAAGGAGGACACAGAGAAGGAGCGCCCCGUGGAGGUGGGUGACUGGCGCAAGAACGUGGAGGCCAUGUCGGGGAUGGAGGGGCGGAAGAAGAUGUUUGAUGCUGCCAAGUCCCCCACGGGACAGUGAGAGGAGCACCAGGACAGAAGAACAUCCCCAAUCCUUCUGGCUGCCCCCUGACCCCCCAUGUUGCUGCCCCUCUGUCCUCUUUGCAUCCUUGCCCUGAACUCCCCACUGAGAUGAACCAUGUAGACAACCAUCUAGGAAGGAGAUCUGAGUUUCUUCCCUUCAGCUCUGCCUUUCUCCCCACUCUCAGUCUCACCCACACAGGAUGUGCUCUUGGAGGGGCCACCAUCCACCAUCCCCUCCCAACCCUGCAGGGAGGGGACAGCCCCGCUCCCCCCGUUCCCAAACCUCCAGCACAGCCUGAGAUGUGCCCAUGUGGCUGCAUGUGUAUUAAAGGAUGGUCUGUGGGGCCGAA
Molecule: messenger RNA, 1296 nt
Organism: Phasianus colchicus (ring-necked pheasant)
Lineage: Eukaryota; Metazoa; Chordata; Aves; Galliformes; Phasianidae
Source: RefSeq, a predicted model, not a curated record